Messenger RNA from Penicillium verrucosum, 1110 nucleotides. RefSeq names its product alkene reductase. The record is from RefSeq and is a predicted model, not a curated record. Bases 1 to 1110 code for a protein of 369 amino acids. Lineage: Eukaryota; Fungi; Ascomycota; Eurotiomycetes; Eurotiales; Aspergillaceae. Gene Ontology annotation, molecular function: NADPH dehydrogenase activity; FMN binding. The transcript has a single exon.
AUGACCAAACUCUUCACCCCCCUUCGCGUCGGCCGCGUCGAGCUCGCCAACCGCAUCGCCAUGGCACCCAUGACCCGCUUCCGCGCCGACGAUAACCACACCCCCCUCCCCAUCGUGAAAGAAUACUACGCCCAACGCGCCUCAGUCCCCGGCACCCUCCUCAUAAGCGAAGCAACGUCCAUCACCGCCCGCGCCGGCGGAUACCCCAACGCACCGGGGAUCUACAACGACGCGCAGAUCGCAGCGUGGAAGGAAGUAACGGACGCCGUGCACGCCAAGGGCAGCUACAUCUACCUUCAGCUGUGGGCAUUGGGCCGGGUCGCAAGCCGUGAACUCCUGCAAGCGGAAGGCGGGUUCGAUCUCAUCUCGAGUAGCGCGACAGCCAUGGACGAGAAGUCCCAUACGCCGCGCGCGCUAUCUGAGACUGAGAUCCACGAGUGGAUUGCGGACUACGCGCAGGCGGCGCGGAAUGCCAUUGCGGCUGGAUUUGACGGUGUUGAGAUCCAUGGUGCGAAUGGGUAUUUGAUUGAUCAGUUUAUUCAGGAUACGUGUAAUAAGCGCGAGGAUGCGUGGGGUGGGAGUGUUGAAAAGAGGGGGAGGUUUGCGGUUGAGGUUGCGCGUGCGGUUGUUGAGGCUGUUGGUGCGGAUCGAACGGGUAUUCGGUUGAGUCCGUGGGGUACAUUCCAGGGGAUGAGGAUGGAGGAUCCGAAGCCGCAGUUUGGGUAUUUGGCUACGCAGCUGGCCGGGUUGGGACUUGCGUAUACGCAUUUGGUUGAGUCGACCAUCGCGGGGAAUGACGAUGUUGAGACGGCGGAGAAGUUGGAUUUCUUCUUACAGGCUUAUGGGAAGGCUUCGCCGGUUAUUGUUGCCAGUGGGUAUGAGGCUGAGUCGGCGGUUCAGGCGGCGGAUGUCAAGUAUGCGGGCUAUGAUGCUAUUGUUGGCAUUGGACGUCCGUUCAUUUCGAACCCUGACUUGCCGUUCCGUGUUCAAAAGGGCAUUCCGUUUGCGCCUUAUGAUGCUGCCACUUUCUAUAACGCCAAAGACCCUAAGGGAUACACUGACUAUCCGUUCAGUGCUGAGUUCCAGAAGUCUAUUGAGGCUGCGGCUUGA